AGUCAGUCAUCAUCGACGACUAUUAUUGGAGCCACGCUUGUUAAUAAUAAAAAUUGAGUGUUCUUUAAAAUAUUACAAUUAAAAAUAAAUUGAAUCAUUUGUAAUUACAUCGCAGCUAUCCAGUCAUAUAUUCAGAAGUAAUAUUGCUUGCAACAACAAUGGGAGCUGAACUUUCGCAAUUUCAAAAAAAUUUAAACGAGAAAAAGAUGAAAAUUAUCCCUCCAUUACUCGAUUGUACUGAAAUUGAUUUCAGUGAUCUGCGUUACCAUGACUUAAUUGAAUCAGAUGUCGAAUGGAUAUUAUCACGUUGUGGUAUGAAUUUACAUUCAUUGAUUCUUUGGGAGAUAUGUGGUUCGACAAUCAUGUCAACUGUUAAAAAACAUUGUCAGAACUUGGAAAAAUUUGAAUUUAGCUUCAGUAGUAUAAACGAGGAUGAUUUUAUUAAUGCAUUUACGGAUAUGACGAAAUUAAAAAGUCUUACUGUAAAACAAGGUUCCUUUCUUUAUAAAGAACCAGUUCAUAUAAGCAAGAUAUUGAAUAUCGUUCAAGAUAAUGUUAAUGAAACAUUGGGACAGUUUAAGAAUCUUCGUCAAUUUAUCUUGAAAGAGUACGAUAUUGAUAACAACGCUGUCAUGGAAAUUUCGAAAAUAAAAUCUUUGAUUGAACUUCAAUUUAUUUCUUGUAAAGUUAAAGAAGGUACAUCGUUUAUUUUGAAUCUUCCAGAGUUGGAAUCGUUGACACUGGACAAGAUGGAAAAUAUUGAUGACUGUAUAAUCAAUCUUCCAAAUCAAUCAGAAAAUUUAAAAUGUCUUAAUAUAAAUGGUUGCAAGACUGUACCUGCUGAUGCUCUGAAAAAAAUUUCAAAUUUAAUUAAUUUGGAAGAAUUGAAUUUGGGAGGGUGUGAGGGAGUUGAUAGUGAUGUUUUUGCUAGUAUUAUCAAUGAAUGUGCAAAAAUUAAAAAACUGGAUAUAUCCGAUUGUCAAAAAAUUACUGGAGAGGCUCUUGUAAAAAUAUCAUAUUUGAAAAAUCUACAAGUAUUAGAUAUUUGUCGAACUGAAAAUGUUAAUGAUGAUGUCAUUAUUGAAAUUGUAAAUAAUUGUAAAAAAAUAACGAAUUUGUAUAUACAAAAAUGCAAUAAUGUAUCAAGUUUGGCUCUUAAUGAAUUAGCUAAAUUAGAAAACCUUGAAGUGCUUCAGCUGUCUGAUGUUCAUAAUGCUAGAGAUGAAAUGUUUAAAAACAUGUACAAACUCCGGUCACUUGAGUGUAAUUGGUGUGAAAAUGUAACUGAUACUGGUAUCAUGAGAAUUAUAAAAAAUGCAUCAAAUCUUGAACAUAUAGUGCUUUUUUCUUCUGGUAUAACAAGUAAAACACUUGUUUAUGCUGCAGAUGAAACGAAAAAACGUACAAAUAAUAUUGUUUUGAGAGUCAUGGUAAUCAGACAUGUGCUCGAAGAUUAUGAAAGUCUUGAACAUGACUCAGGACAUCUCAUAGAUAUACAGGGUUAUUACGUAUCUGAUAAAUGCUACUAUCAAUAAAAUUUCGAUGACAUUGUCUUGAAGAAGUCAGUCAAUAUUUUAUAGUCACUUCCGCUGGUGUUUCUUUUUUUAGAUCAUAUGGUAAAUUUGGUCUUCACAACAAGAUAUUUUAAUUUCUUUAUUUUUGUUAAUGCAUCGAUAAAAUCAUCAUCGUUUAUACAUCGCAAAUUAAAUUCAAAUUCCUGUGGAUGUAUGACAAGAAGUUAAUUAUAAAAAUAAUUGUCAAUUUAAACAAACAUGUAAUAAGUUAUUACCAAUAAGCCAGGAUGUUUGCCGGAGUGCUAUAGCAACAUAGUAAUUUAUUUAAAUAAAUUUAAUAAAUAUUGGAUAAACAUUUGCUAGAUGACUCUCAUUUGACAGGGGUAAUUGUUUUAAAAGUUAGCUUAAAAGUGUUUUGAGAAUGCA
This is a messenger RNA of Aphidius gifuensis, 1940 nucleotides long. Its product is annotated as EIN3-binding F-box protein 1-like. The transcript has 4 exons. The record is from RefSeq and is a predicted model, not a curated record. Gene Ontology annotation, cellular component: SCF ubiquitin ligase complex. Gene Ontology annotation, biological process: SCF-dependent proteasomal ubiquitin-dependent protein catabolic process. Lineage: Eukaryota; Metazoa; Arthropoda; Insecta; Hymenoptera; Braconidae. The coding region runs from base 159 to 1535 and encodes 458 amino acids.